Molecule: messenger RNA, 1293 nt
Organism: Schizosaccharomyces octosporus yFS286
Lineage: Eukaryota; Fungi; Ascomycota; Schizosaccharomycetes; Schizosaccharomycetales; Schizosaccharomycetaceae
Product: phosphoprotein phosphatase
Exons: 1
Coding region: 1-1293 (430 amino acids)
Biological process (GO): GPI anchor biosynthetic process
Cellular component (GO): endoplasmic reticulum
Molecular function (GO): hydrolase activity
Source: RefSeq, a predicted model, not a curated record
AUGGCGUCUCCGAAAUCAAUUCGUCAGUUUUUUGUCUGGGUUAGCAAAGCUAUUGGUAUCCUUCAAUAUCUUUCUUUGGCAUUGCUAGCGAUUUACUAUGCUUACCCCAUUUGGUUUGGGGUUUUUUCUUCCUUUGGAUUUGGGCCGCGUGAACUGAAUAGUUCAUUUACAAUUAUGGGAGUUGCUGACCCACAGAUUGAAGGUAAUCAUAAGGUGGAGGCCAACGGAUUUCUCAAAGGCACCGUUGAUGUUCUGGGAAACGAUCUUUACUUGAGACACUUGGUUCAAACAAACAAGUUUUGGGGGAAGCCCGACGCUAUGGUUCUAUUGGGUGAUCUUGUGAGUUUUCAAAAUUUGGACGUUAAUGAGUUUAAAAAUCGUGCAGAAAGACUGAAGCGAAUUACAGGGGCUGCGGAUUUUAAUAGUACAGGUGUAGUCAAAGAGGCUACUCCUCAAGUCAAUGAAAUUCCAGUUUGGGCGAUUCCAGGAAAUCAUGACAUCGGUUAUGGAAACGAGUUGUCUGACUCACAGACCGAAAAGUGGAUAUCUUCUUUUGGAUUAAUGAAUUGGGCUACGAAAACCUCCGUCGCUGGUCACCCUGUACGUAUACUUGGAAUAAAUAGUUUAGCUUUAGAUAAUGUUCAGUUUAACCCAGAGGUGGCCUCGAAAUUUCAAUCUUGCAAUAGUCUUUCUUGUUCUGGUAUCCUUCCCCUGUCGAAGGAAGCCGUCGAUGUAUGGACUUUUCUUUAUGAACAAGCCGCUCAAGCAGAAAUCCCUACGAUCAUUUUUACCCAUGUUCCAUUCUACAAGCCCCAGCAUGCCUGUGUGGAUAAGCCUUUUAUAUCACGUUCUGAUAACCAUCGAGUCCUGAAGCAAAACCAUCUUUCCUACGAGACAACCCAACAUAUUUUCCACUUAUUGCCUAGUAUAGCCUUGAUCCUUUCAGGCCACGAUCAUAUGGGGUGCGACUAUCAUCACCCGAAUGGCGUCAUUGAGCAUACUUUACCAAGUGUUAUGGGAUAUUUUGGAGGAAACAUCGGUUUUGUAGAGUUGACUUUGAGAAAUGUACCUUCCAUGUUUCGCAGAAAUCUGCAAUCCAAGUUCCAUCAUUACCUCUCAUACCUACCAUCUCCUGUCAAAAACUACGUCUAUAGUGAAACGAAGGCUUUUGGGCCCUUUUUAGAUAUGACUUUUACUCGUACGUUUGCAGGUCCUUCUUUCAUUUGGUGGGCACUCCAUAUUUCCACCUGUGUUCUUACGAUUUUACGACUUUUAUUAAUAUCCUUCGUCUAA